AUGGACCCCAAGGGCCCGAGCAGCACCUUUAAACGGUCCUCCCUGAAACGCAGCACAUCUGGCUCGCAGAAGGCUCAAAAAGCUUGGAUUGAGAGGAACUUUCACAAAAGAGAAUGUGUUCACAUCUUCCCCAGCAAGGACCCAACCAGAUGUGCCUGUGGUCAGCUAACCACACAGCACGCGGCCAUCCCUCCUGGUGCCAACUCAGUCGAAGAAUCGCACCAAUUGGUGCAGAUUGACACCCCAAAGGACAAAUGGAGUGUGGUCAAGCACACCAGGACCUACCCAACAGACGCCUUUGGCAUAAUCGAGUUCCAGGGUGGAGGAUUCAUCAACAAGGCCAUGUAUAUUCGAGUCACUUACGACACCAAGCCUGACAACCUCCUGCAUCUGAUGGUGAAGGACUGGCAGUUGGAGCUGCCCACUUUGCUCAUCUCUGUACACGGUGGUCUCCAGAACUUUGACCUUCAGCCCAAACUCAAGCAAGUGUUUGGCAAAGGCCUGAUAAAAGCUGCUGUCACCACCGGAGCGUGGAUUUUCACGGGCGGAGUCAACACAGGGGUGAUCCGACAUGUUGGAGAUGCCUUAAAGGACCAUUCCUCCAAGUCACGCGGAAAGGUGUGCGCAAUAGGAAUCGCACCGUGGGGGAUUUUGGAAAACAAAGAGGAUCUCAUAGGAAAAGAUGUGACCAGACCUUAUCAAACGAUGGGGAACCCACUAAGCAAGCUAGCUGUGCUCAACAACAGCCACUCCCACUUCAUCCUGACCGACAACGGCACCUGUGGAAAGUACGGCUCUGAGGUCAAACUCCGUCGACUGCUGGAGAAGCACAUCUCCCUUCAGAAGAUCAACACACGUUUGGGUCAGGGGGUUCCUCUGGUGUGCCUGAUAGUGGAAGGAGGUCCCAAUGUAAUCUCCAGUCUGGAGAGUUUGAGGGACGAUCCACCCAUCCCUGUGGUGGUGUGUGACGGCAGCGGCCGGGCUUCUGACAUCAUUUCGUUUGCACACAAGUUCUCAGAAGACGGAGGACUUGUUAAUGAUGACGUCAGAGAGCAACUUUUGGUGACUAUACAGAAGACUUUUAAUUAUAGCAAAAGCCAAUCUCAGCAGAUCCUGCUAAUGGUUAUGGAGUGUAUGAAGAAAAGGGAACUGAUCACAGUUUUUCGAAUGGGUUCUGAGGGACAACAAGAUAUUGAGAUGGCCAUUCUUACUGCCUUGUUAAAAGGCACAAAUGCUGCAGCAGCUGACCAGCUCAGCUUGGCUCUGGCCUGGAAUAGAGUGGAUAUUGCUCGAAAUCACAUCUUUGUUUAUGGUCACAAUUUACCACCUGCCGGUGCCAUGGCCAACACUACAAAUGCUGCAGCCACAGCAGAGAGGCAAAAGAGUCCUGCCAGCGCUCCUCGAAGCAAAGCUCGGGGAAAGAAGGGGAAAGGGAAGGGAAAGGCAAAGCCUGAACCUCCAGAGGAAACAGACCCCAGGAAAUUGGAGUUGAUUCGUUGGGUAAACUCUCUCGAACAGGCUAUGAUGGAUGCUCUGGUGCUAGAUAGGGUGGAUUUUGUCAAGCUGCUCCUUGAGAAUGGGGUCAACAUCCACCACUUUCUCACCAUCCCCAGAAUUGAGGAAUUAUACAACACGAAACUUGGCCCUGCUAAUAACCUGAAUGCAGUAGUGAGGGAUAUCAAAAAGGGAAACCUUCCUCCAGAUUAUCAGAUCACUUUGAUUGAUAUUGGUCUGGUGCUGGAGUGCUUCAUGGGUGGAGCUUACAGGAGUAAUUACACCAGGAAGGCUUUCCGCAACCUCUACAAUAAUUUGUACGGACUUAAAAGGCCAAAAGCUCUGAAGCUUCUAGGGAUGGAGGAUGAUGAACCUAGGCAAAAAGGCAAGAAGAAGCCAAAAAAGAAGAAAGAGGAGGAGGUGGAAAUUGAUGUGGAUGACCCAGAGGUCUGUCGAUUUAAACACCCCUUCCACGAGCUGAUGCUGUGGGCUGUGCUGAUGAAGCGCCAGAAGAUGGCGCUGUUCCUAUGGCAACGUGGAGAAGAAGCCAUGGCGAAGGCCCUGGUGGCCUGUAAAUUGUAUAAAGCUAUGGCCCAUGAGUGCUCUGAGAGCGAACUGGUGGAUGACAUCUCGCAAGACCUGGAGAACAACUCCAAAGAAUUUGGCCAGCUGGCGUAUGAGCUGUUGGACCAGUCGUACAAACAUGAUGAACAGGUGGCCAUGAAACUCUUGACUUAUGAGCUGGUCAACUGGAGUAACUCCACCUGUCUCAAGCUGGCUGUGGCCGCUAAGCAACGUGACUUCAUCGCCCACACCUGCAGCCAGAUGUUGCUCACUGACAUGUGGAUGGGUUGCUUAAGGAUCGGCAAAAAUCCCGGCCUUAAGGUUAUUCUGGGGAUCAUCUGUCCUCCUCUGAUUCUCCUGCUGGAUUUCCGUAUUGGAGAUGAUGCAUCCUAUAGUGCAACUGAAAACAAAGAAGAUGGAAAAGACAAGGAUGACGACACAAAAUCCAGCAGGGAUGCCAAUGAUGGGACUUCCCGAAAGGGGGAUGAGGAGGAGGGUAGCACUAAUGUUCGCAAAAUCCCGAUUGGCAAAAGGUUCUUUGAGUUUUAUGAUGCACCAUUCACCAAGUUCUGGUUCAACACUAUUUCCUAUCUGGGCUAUUUGAUGUUGUACAACUAUAUAAUCCUCGUGAAAAUGGAGCGAUGGCCUUCCAUACAAGAGUGGACUGUCAUUUCAUACAUCCUUACACUCGGCUCGGAAAAAGUCAGACAGAUUCUGAUGUCAGAGCCGGGGAAGUUGAAACAAAAGAUAAGUGUGUGGCUGGAGGAAUACUGGAACAUCACAGACAUGGUCGCCAUCAUUACCUUCCUUCUUGGGAUGAUGCUACGGCUGCAGCAUGAACCUUACUUGGGCUAUGGGAGAGUCAUCUACUGUAUAGACAUCAUCUUCUGGUACAUUCGUGUACUGGACAUCUUUGGAGUCAACAAAUACCUGGGACCCUAUGUGAUGAUGAUAGGGAAGAUGAUGAUAGACAUGAUGUACUUUGUGGUGAUUAUGCUGGUGGUCCUUAUGAGCUUCGGGGUGGCUAGGCAAGCUAUCCUUCACCCUGAUGAGGAGCCAACAUGGCGCCUGGCCAGAAACAUUUUCUACAUGCCCUAUUGGAUGAUCUAUGGAGAGGUUUUUGCGGACUCGAUAGACCUCUAUGCAAUGGAAAUAAACCCUCCAUGUGGUGAACAUCUAUAUGACGAGGAUGGGAAGAAACUGCCUCCAUGUAUCCCUGGGGCCUGGCUCACACCUGCUAUUAUGGCCUGUUACCUUCUGGUGGCAAAUAUUCUUCUGGUCAACUUGCUUAUUGCAGUGUUCAACAACACCUUCUUUGAAGUCAAGUCCAUUUCCAAUCAGGUGUGGAAGUUCCAGAGAUAUCAGCUGAUCAUGACAUUCCAUGACCGCCCAAUACUGCCUCCACCUCUCAUCAUCUUCAGCCACCUCUACAUCCUCUUCAACAGGCUGUUUCGGCGGUGUGCCAAGAAGAAACAAGAAGGAGAGCUGGAUGAGAAGGACCGAGGACUUAAGCUUAGGUUGAAUCCUGAAGAGCUAAAAAGUCUGUAUGAGUUUGAGGAACAAUGUGUCGAGGAAUAUUUCCGAGAGAAAGAGGAUGAGCAGCAGUCUUCCAGUGAUGAACGCAUCAAGGUUACAUCAGAAAGAGUUGAGAACAUGUCCAUGCGUCUGGAGGAGGUAAACGAGAGGGAGAACACGAUGAAGGCCUCCCUGCAGACAGUGGAUCUGCGCUUGGCCCAGCUGGAGGAGAUCCAUGGACGAAUGGCAGUGGCCCUGGAAAAGCUUGCGGGGGUAGACAGAUUGGAGCUGACCAGAACCUAUUCAAGAAACUCUUCCGUAUGUGACCCUUCCUCCCUUCUACGCCAGGGCAGCAUUAACAGUGCGGAUGGUUACAGUCUCUAUCGCUUUCACAUGGACAUCGAGGAGAUGGCGUCCAAGCAGAAGGAAGCAGAUGAUGCGAAUAAAGCUGUUCUAGAAAGAGAGAAAAGUCUGCGGCAAGCCUCCAGCGUUUGCGCUCUGAAUUCCAAGGAAGGUGGUCAGACCUUAGAGGUUGGUGGUUUGGAGAGAUCACGACCAAGCUCAUGCGUGGACAUCCUCAUAUCCCCAUGUGAACAAAAGCCUGUUUCUGCCUCAUCAAGUCAAGAGACCGUGAAACAAGGCAGCACAAUACUGCUAGACAGACUAACAGAUAAGAACAGACUAUGGCCUUCUUCUCCUCCAAAAAGGACUAAAUCCCUUAAAUACUAUCCAGCAGAAGAUCAACCCACCUCUCCUUUGACGAAGAGGAGGUCUAUGAGCACCAUCAUCAUCAGCCCACCUGAUGAGCCAGAGGAAGCAGUUGAACCCUCAGAGCAGAUCCUACUGCCAGAGAAAACCCCUUCCUCCCCAAAGAGGACUAAGUCAUUGAGAUACAUCCCAACUGAAAGCCAAACGUCACCUAUCACAAAGAAGAGAGCUAUGAGCAGCAUAAUCUACGACCCAGCAGAAGCAGGUGAUGAUGUGCUGCAAACUGCAGACUACAGGUCAUUAGUGGAGCAGGCCUCCAGAGCACCAAAUCAGUGGCCAACAAACUUGGAGUACCAGGUCCAUCCCAGCACCUUUGGUCACAUGCCUAAGGUGUCAACAGUCAGAACUCUUGCCCAGCAGUUUCAAGCUAGCACUGUGCCUGCAGAGCUGGAAAGGGACUUGAUUCAGGCUGAUCAAAUUCCUUUAGAAAGUAAAGAUACAGAACUGGUGGAGGAGCCAGCAAAGGUGAAGGCCAAAAGAAACCUUUCUGACACAACUCAGUAUCUGACUGUAGCCGAUGAGAAGUAUAAGCUAUCUCACAGGUCACAAAGCAUGAACGAGAGCGAGAGGAAAGCAAAGUACUUGACAGUUAGUAAGGGGGUAAGAGCCUCUCGCAGUGAGCAAGACCUUACUGAUGCCUGCGAAGGGGCAGGGGAGGAUGGGAAGAAAAAGGAGGCAGAGAAUAGAGAAGAUGAUGCACAGGAGAGGAAAUAAAUGCCACCGAGAGAGGGGAUUGAUGAGAGCAGAAAUAGAGGGAAAUAAAACAAUAAAUGAGGAAGAUGAACUAAAAGAUGAGGAACCAAAAGCAGAGAUCUGGGAAAUUCACAGCAUUGUACCAUAAGCCGGAAUUCCUGUUUGAUGCAAUAAUGACAAAAAAAAAAAAAGACUGACGUUAAUGAAAAGCAGAACAAGAAAAACAGA
This is a messenger RNA of Labrus bergylta (ballan wrasse), 5262 nucleotides long. RefSeq names its product transient receptor potential cation channel subfamily M member 1. Gene Ontology annotation, cellular component: plasma membrane. Gene Ontology annotation, biological process: protein tetramerization; monoatomic cation transmembrane transport; metal ion transport. NCBI's taxonomy places the organism in Eukaryota, Metazoa, Chordata, Actinopteri, Labriformes, Labridae. The record is from RefSeq and is a predicted model, not a curated record. Gene Ontology annotation, molecular function: calcium channel activity.